This is a messenger RNA of Bipolaris oryzae ATCC 44560, 1479 nucleotides long. RefSeq lists its product as uncharacterized. Bases 1 to 1479 code for a protein of 492 amino acids. The transcript has 3 exons. Gene Ontology annotation, molecular function: succinate-semialdehyde dehydrogenase (NAD+) activity. NCBI's taxonomy places the organism in Eukaryota, Fungi, Ascomycota, Dothideomycetes, Pleosporales, Pleosporaceae. The record is from RefSeq and is a predicted model, not a curated record.
AUGACGACAAUCAAACUCAUCAAACCAGACCCCUCCUACACCGUCCCCCUCCUCAUCAACGGCCAGGAAGUAACAACAUCCACCACCUUCCCCGUCACCUCCCCCUCCUCACACACUCAAUUAUGGCUCUCUUCUUCCGCCUCCCCCUCAGACGUCACUUCCGCCGUCGCCGCCGCUAAAUCCGCCUUCCCAGCGUGGUCCAAACUCAAGCACUCUGCCAAACGCAACAUCUUUCUCAAAGCCGCAGAUGUGAUUGAGGCGCGCGCCGACGAAUUUGCAGACUACAUGAAGCUCGAGACGGGGGCGGGGGAUAUGUUUGCGAAUGGGUUCAAUGUGCCUAAGAUGGCGGAUAUGCUGAGGGAUGUGGCGGGGCGGCUGAGCGGGGUCAUGGGGCAUAUUCCGAGUUGUGAGGAGGAAGGGACUAGUGCGUUGAUUGUUAAGGAGCCGUUUGGCGUGGUGUUGGGGAUUGCGCCUUGGAAUGCACCAUACGUUCUUGGUAUGCGCUCUAUUCUCUACCCCCUCGCGGCGGGCAACACGUGUAUUCUCAAGGGAAGCGAGCUGUGCCCCCGCACAUGGUGGGCUAUCGGCAGUGCACUGAGUGAAGCUGGACUUCCUGCAGGCGCGCUGAAUGUGCUGUUCCAUCGACCAGAGGAUGCAGCGCAGAUUACUACUGCGUUGAUAGAGGAGCCGGCUAUUAAGAAGAUCAACUUUACCGGGUCUACGGCUGUUGGGCGGAUUAUUGCGUCAACAGCGGGUAAGAAUCUUAAGCCUGUGCUGCUGGAGCUGGGGGGCAAAGCUAGCGCUAUUGUGCUGGAUGAUGCGAAUCUGCAGACGGCAGCGGUGCAGUGUGCGCUGGGUGCUUUCUUGCAUGCAGGCCAGAUUUGCAUGAGUUCGGAGCGCAUCUUGGUGCACAAGGAUAUCAAGCCACAGUUCAUCGAGGCGUUCAAGGGUGCGGUAGAGGGGAUCUUUGGUGGCGAUAAGCCCGCGCCUGUUCUUAUCGCUGCACCGGGUGUUGAGAAGAACAAGAAGCUGAUUGCCGAUGCUGUCAAGAACGGAGCAAAAGUUGUACAGGGCGACUACGAAAAGGACGAGAAGCACCCAGAGACAAAAGAGACGUCAGCCACACGCAUGCGUCCUGUUAUUGUCGACGGCGUGAACAAGAACAUGGAGCUCUUCCAUACCGAGUCGUUUGGUCCCUCGGUGUCGGUCAUUGAGAUUUCAAGCGAUGAAGAGGCCAUUGAGAUUGCUAAUGAUACCGACUAUGGUCUUUCUGGAGCUGUCUUUACCGAGAAUCUUGGCCGAGGAUUGAGAAUUGCAAAGCAAAUCGAGAGCGGAGCUAUCCACAUCAACUCCAUGACUGUGCACGACGAGUGGACUCUGCCUCAUGGCGGUGCAAAGGCGAGUGGAUUCGGUCGCUUCAAUGGCCACUGGGGCAUCGAGGAGUUUUUGCGCCUCAAGACCAUUACCUACAAAGAGUAG